AUGGAAGAAAGUAUAAUACAAGAUUCAAAAGAAAAAAAGAUACGAACGAAAUACAUCGAUGAUUUUCGUCACAUGAUCGAAAUACUUUUACGAAUGAUUUGUGCAAAUAUUACGUUGUACGGUAUGUUGUUACUGUAUCCUAUAAUAUUGGAUUUCAUAAUGCCUUUAAACGAAUCUCAUAUACAUAUAUUUCGUUACAUUACAUUAUUUUCUGUCAAUCGUACCAUAUAUUUUUAUAUUUUAUGCUUGGAUUUUUUAUUUGUUGUCAUAUUUGGAUUAUUAUCUAUAAUAUGUACGGAAACGAUAAUUGGACUUUAUAUUUAUCAUACAGGUGUGUUGUUUAAAAUUAUUAGCCAUAGAAUAGAAAAGAUUAUUGCGUAUUUAACUAUAUUUAAUCUCUCAUCGAAGCAAAUUGAUUCGAAACUCGCAGAGCUUUAUCGUGUAGUGGAUAUUCAUAAUCAAGCUAUCCAACUUAUCAAUAUCAUGAUAAAUAAUUCAGGAAAACAAUUUAUGAUAUCUGCUCUUCUACUCGUGAUUUCAAUGGCUAUAAGUCUGCAUCGACUAGUAAAUGCGAUUACAAUUAAAAAGGAUCAAUUAGAAAUUGUCCUGUCUCUUAUAAUUUUUGCCAAUCAUUUGGUGAUUAUGUUUUUAUGUAACCAUAUUGCUCAGAUAUUUAUGAACAACAGUGAAGAAUUUUUUCAUGAAUUAUAUAUAUCUGUAUGGUAUUCUGUACCGUUAAAAAUACAAAAGAUUUUAUUACUUAUUAUGAUACGAAGCUCAACGGCAUGUAUAUUUCAUAUUUUUGGUGUAUUUGUUCCAUGCCACGCAGGAUUUACAACGAUGUUAAGUACCUCGUUUUCACAUUUUACUUUGAUGUACUCGCUACAAUAGAAUUAAUAGUAUGAUGUUAAAUAUAUCAGUAUCAAAAUAAAC
Molecule: messenger RNA, 933 nt
Organism: Apis dorsata (giant honeybee)
Lineage: Eukaryota; Metazoa; Arthropoda; Insecta; Hymenoptera; Apidae
Exons: 7
Coding region: 1-891 (296 amino acids)
Biological process (GO): sensory perception of smell; detection of chemical stimulus involved in sensory perception of smell
Cellular component (GO): plasma membrane
Molecular function (GO): odorant binding; olfactory receptor activity
Source: RefSeq, a predicted model, not a curated record